Verticillium alfalfae VaMs.102 is the source of this 1020-nucleotide messenger RNA. RefSeq lists its product as hypothetical. Lineage: Eukaryota; Fungi; Ascomycota; Sordariomycetes; Glomerellales; Plectosphaerellaceae. The record is from RefSeq and is a predicted model, not a curated record. The transcript is spliced from 2 exons. Bases 1 to 1020 code for a protein of 339 amino acids.
AUGUCCCCCACCAUGCAACUGGCACCUACGACCACCAGGUAUACGCCUACCUCGGAUGCCAUGGACCGACACGACUACGGUGUCACCAAGACCCGUAAGGCAACCUCCACUGGCGGUGGCCGAGCAUGGAGCGAGGAUGAGGAAGUCUACCUUCUUCAGACACGCCUCCAGAAAAUGCCCUACAAGCACAUUGCCGCGCACCUGAAAAAGACGGAGCUUGCUUGCCGCCUGCACUACCACCAGCUCAGCCACGGGAGCAACCGGCGUAAGCAGCGGGCCACUUCGGUGUCCUCCGGAUCGUCGGCGAAUCAGUCGCCCAUCCUGCGCACGACCAUGCCCUCGCCCAUCCGUGAGCCUACUCCGCGCACAGUCACACCACCCGGCAGUGCGGGGAGCUACGGCCCAUCCUCGCCUGCUCCUGUCCAGCUGCCUAGUAUCCUGAACCAUAGCACAUCCCCCAGGCUUCCGGCCAUCCUCCCAAAACCCGUCGCCAUGACGCUGCCUCCGAUAACCACAUCACCUCCCCGGGGCUACCCCACUCCUCUUACAGAGCCCACCCCCAACAGCGCCGCCCAUCCUUCCGCUACCUUCUCUCGCAUGGCCAACAACCAGCCACUGACGCCGCCGCUGCGCCUUGACUGCUCGCCUCUGCCGCCUCUGCAGUCGGCCCUUAGCCACUCGACUGUCGAUAUGGGGCGUCUGCACGCCGUGUACGCUGCCCACCGCGGCUCGUUCUGGGCUGCCAUCUCCAAUGACUACGGCAACGGAGCGACGCCUGCAAGCCUCGAACAGGCCUGGAAAGCAGGCCUCUGCUGCCAGCAACACCCGGCCACAGCUCCUCUCAGCCCCUUGUCCAGCCCAGAUAACCUGGAGCGGGAUGCAUAUGGCCGGGUGCAACAAGAUAAGACACGUAUCGCAGCCAUCCUCGGCAUUGACGCCAACCCUCGAUCGCCUCGUGAGCGUGAGAUGGUCAGGAGGAUGGAGGAGGAGAGGACGGGUACUGUUUCCACCAAUGCGUGA